AUGAGGAUCAUCAUUUUGACCGCUCUAGUGGUAGUGGCGUCAGCCUCUUAUGAGGAGGAACAUGGCGGUUCCACGUAUCACGAGACAUCGAAGCCAGUCGAAAUUCCAAUUUACAAAAAGUAUGCCAUACCAAUUCCACAUCCGGUACCAGUGCCGGUUCCUCAACACAUCAAGGUUCCCAUUCCUCAGCCGUACCAGGUCGAAGUAUCAGUGCCACAUCCGGUCCCGGUAGAAGUGGUGAAACAUAUCGAAAUUCCAGUGGAGAAGCCCGAGCCCUACGUGGUGGAAAAAAAGGUGCCGUACGUUGUCGAGAGACCGUACCCGGUGACGGUCGAAAAGCACUUCCCUGUGCCGAUCCCGAAACCGUAUCCGGUCCACGUACCCGUCUACAAGCACGUCUUCCACCAUCAGAGCAAGAGCCACGGUUGGAAGCACUGA
Messenger RNA from Dufourea novaeangliae, 438 nucleotides. Its product is annotated as mantle protein-like. The transcript is spliced from 3 exons. Bases 1 to 438 code for a protein of 145 amino acids. The record is from RefSeq and is a predicted model, not a curated record. NCBI's taxonomy places the organism in Eukaryota, Metazoa, Arthropoda, Insecta, Hymenoptera, Halictidae.